Diutina rugosa is the source of this 2583-nucleotide messenger RNA. It is a transcript of the gene CHO2, whose product is annotated as phosphatidylethanolamine N-methyltransferase. Gene Ontology annotation, biological process: phosphatidylcholine biosynthetic process. Bases 1 to 2583 code for a protein of 860 amino acids. Lineage: Eukaryota; Fungi; Ascomycota; Pichiomycetes; Serinales; Debaryomycetaceae. The record is from RefSeq and is a predicted model, not a curated record. The transcript has a single exon. Gene Ontology annotation, molecular function: phosphatidylethanolamine N-methyltransferase activity.
AUGGCGACGAUGACUUCAGUCAAGGAGGACAGCGGCGACGCCCGCUUGCCCACGGGGGUGACGUUUGCCGGGGAGACGUUUAAAGUACCCCCGACGCACGACAUGGUGAAGACGCUAUUUGACCCUACUGUCCGCAAAUCGUACUUGGAGAUCGCGGUGGUGACGGCGUUAAUGGCCAACUUAUUGGUAUUUUUGAUCCCCGAUAACCAUGUGCGGAUCGGCAUUUUCAUUGUCCUUUACAUCGUGUGGCGAUUGGGCUACAAUUUCGGCAUUGGCUACCUUCUCUACCAACAACUGAACUUCAACCGGUUGGUGGAGUGGGCGCGGUCCUGGGGGCUUUUCAAGCAGUCGUCGCCGGUGGGACGCUUUUCUCGAGCCGAAGUCAAGGCGCAACGAGGCGCCGGCUACAACCCCGACGCCUACCCGUUGGAAUUCAACACCUGGCUUAUCUUCCGCAAAGUCGUCGACUUGAUCUUGAUGAGUGACUUUACCGCGUUUAUGUGCAUCGUCUACACCUGUGCCACCGACAACGGCAACCAGUUCCUCCACGGCCAGCCGAGCUGGGUGGUGGCGACGCGGUUGGUGGUGGGGUCGUUGAUGGUGUUGUUCAACUUGUGGGUGAAAGUGAACGCCCACAACACCAUCAAAGACUACGCCUGGUACUGGGGGGACUUCUUCUUCCGCCAGAUCAACAACGAGGACCUCAUCUUCGACGGGGUGUUUGAAAUGGUGCCCCACCCCAUGUACUCUGUAGGCUACAUUGGCUACUACGGGUUUGCCCUCAUCGCCAAGCUGUACACGGUGUUGUGCGUAGCCAUCUUCGGCCACUUCUUGCAAAUGAUCUUCUUGCACUACAUUGAAAACCCUCACAUCGACAAGAUUUACGGUCCUCUGGUGGAUGAGCUCAACCUGGUGCGGGUGCAAAAGCUCCGUGACCUCCGUCUGUUCGACAACAUGAAGCCGAUGGUGGGGUUGGCCAACUUCAACUGGUUGCGGGCGCUGGACGUGGCCAACAUGGUGUUGGCGAUCACCUACGGGGUGGUGUUGCCCGUGGUGGUGUCGGCGCUGGUGCUGCUGCUGUCAGCGGCGCUGCGCGGCGUCUACGUAUUGUUCUGGGUGGCCGUCGUCGCCAAAGUGUUGGAACUGGUGCUGAUUGAUGUGUUGCUUGUGUUGCAACUGCUGUACAAGUACUUGACUAAAUGGUGUCUCUCAAUGGACAUGCCGGCAGAAAAGGCGUUGAACAACUGGGCCAUCUUAUACAACACUUUGAUCAACAUGACCUACACCCUGUUGUUCGGUUACAACCUCUUGCAUGCUCUCUCUGGUACUAGCGACUACUUCUUCAGUGACUACCCUUACCUCCGUUACUUUUUGGGAACUCUCCUCAUCUUGACCCAAACCUGGAUCAACCAGCUGAUUGUGCUGCUGAUCGGGUACUUUGGUUGGUUCUACGGUGACUUCUUUGUGCCGCGGUCGCAACGGGCCACCCACUUGACUAAGGCCGGUGUCUACCGUUAUCUUAACAACCCGGAGCAGAUCUUUGGCGUGUGCGGGGUCAUGGGGGUGUUCAUCAUGUUCCCCACCACCGAAAACAUGUUCUUGCUGUUGCUUUGGGUGGUUAACAACUUCGUUCGGUUCAACUUCAUCGAAAAGUCUCACAUGAUCAAGCUCUAUGGCGAACAGGAAGUGCUUAAGGACUCUGGUGUCACCAAGACGUUCAAGAAGCACUUGAUCCCUGAUGCCCUUCUGCGGAGAUUGUCCAAUGAUCAAGAAGGUCGCCACCACCACCACUCGCCGCGGCCGCUGAUUACCGAAACCUUAGACCUGAUCAUUCGCGAAUUAAAGGAAACCAACCAUAAAGUGUCGCAGCAAAAGAUUAAGGAGCUCUCGCAGCUGCUUAAGUUUGAGAACCUGGAAUACUCCAUUGCUAUCCAUGGCCUCAGCCAAGGCCAACAGGGAACCGACUACUUGCCUAACUACACUUACGUCGGCAGCCCGAUUCGGGUGCUGUGGAAGAGUCCCGUCGAAGGCCACCACCCGAAGGACUGGAUCGGGUUGUACCGCAUUGUCCAGACCCUGUACCUGCGGAGUAAGACCCUCUUGUCGUCGCACGGUAGAUGGCACUUUUGCCCCACUGCUACUGGUGACAUGGAGUUUGCAGGCGAUCAGCUCUUCUGGGAAGAAGGCAUGUACGAGUUCCGCUACCAUCUCGACGGCAAGCACGAAGUGGCUUACAUCUCGGAGCCGUUUGAAAUCAAGGUCCCCAAACUCACCGUGCCCACCCACGCCGACGACACCGAGCAGUUUGCUCACCAGUUGCGCGACCAGUUGUUUGCCAACUUGUUUGGCCCUCUGUUCGGCAUCGACGACCUGGUGGCGCUGUUCGCGUGCCACACGUCCAACAUGGUCGAGGUGUACCAGCGGGUAGCGUACUUGCUCUUGAAGCUGACCGACAUCAAGCUUCACACCCGGGUACUUGCUAACGACGACCAGGUCACCAUCCGCUCGUUGGCCGGUAAGCUCAUCAACAUCCACAGUGUGUUGGACGAAUUGCUGUGCUCCGUCACCAAGAAAACCCAGUAG